AUGCCAGCGGUCUUUCUACUGGGCUUGCCGCUUGCGCUGGUAUCAGCGGCAAGCAUGAGCUGCGUGCCUCGAAGCAGCGCAGCUUCCUCACGCAGCUUGCAGGGGGACCUCUACGCGGGAGUGGCAAGGACUUCAAGGCAAGAUUGGAUGGCCACAUCCCGCAUCUUCAGACAAGCACGGGCCGUCGGAGGACCUAAGAAGAGAAAGAAAGACACAAAGAAACAAGUACAAGUUCAGAAGGAAAGAAAGAAGCGGGACAAUGUCAUAGAGCUCGACGGCAAAGUCAUGGUCCAUUCGCGAAAUCUCUUCAAGGUGCUUCUAAGCAACGGAGCAGAGGUGCAGUGCACGCUUGCCGGAAAGCUCCGCAUGAACAACAUCAAGGUCAUGGAAGGAGAUGCCGUGACCGUCGAGAUGUCACCUUUCGAUUUGACGAAAGGUCGUAUCGUCUUUCGUACAAUCAAGAUGCCCGGAGAAGAAGACGAUGACACCGCGUAG
Symbiodinium natans is the source of this 495-nucleotide messenger RNA. The record is from the annotation of a GenBank genome assembly. Lineage: Eukaryota; Dinophyceae; Suessiales; Symbiodiniaceae.